GGAGGAAUAACAAUUCAUUUCUGGGCAGGUGAGGUAGACAGAGGGAAUGCUGUUCGGCAAGCCGGAACUAUUAGUUGAGACGCUUUGGCUCUUCUCGUCUCGCGGAAGGUUACGACUGUAAACAGACAGGCAGGUGCAGCUUAAUGGAGACUAGAAUUAUAAAAAAUCCCUGAACCUCACGGGCAGCGUUGGAACUGACUUGCGUGGGAAGUUUGGAGCAUUUCAGAUACUGCCGGUCAUUUUCUUGAAGAUAUGGAAAGCAGUAACGUGAGGACCGGGAAAAGUAGUGGAUAUCCCUACUAGGAGAAGCUUUCCUUUCACUCCUUUCUAAACAACUGACUGGAGUCUGCCUGCUGCACACCAGACUGAGGACUGCACAAUGUCAGGAAGCUACACUCCAAGGCCCGGGGGGCCCUUCUCUGCCCUGACACCCAGCAUGUGGCCACAAGAUAUACUUGCCAGAUACUGCCAGAAGGAAGAAUCUGAUGAGCCUGAAAUCCAGUAUGAUGAGUUUGGAUUCAGAAUUGACCAAGAAGAUGAGGCUGAACCCAAUCACAGUAAGCUCCUGGGAGAGCCAUUAACAGAAGAUCCCCAACUUCGGCUAAGAUGGCAGGCCCAUCUGGAAUUUACUCACAACCACGAUGUUGGUGACUUGACCUGGGACAAGAUCGACGUGACUCUGCCUCGCUCUGAAAAGCUGCGCAACUUGGUGCUGUCUGGGGUGCCGCACAGUAUGCGACCUCAGUUAUGGAUGCGGUUGUCUGGUGCUUUGCAGAAGAAACGGAGCUCUGAGAUGCCUUACAGGGAAAUUGUUAAAAACAGCUCCAAUGAUGAAACCCCCUCAGCUAAACAGAUUGAGAAGGAUCUGUUGCGGACCAUGCCCACAAAUGCCUGCUUUUCAAACAUGAAUAGUAUUGGGGUGCCACGUCUUCGAAGAAUAUUAAGAGGCCUGGCCUGGCUAUACCCUGACAUUGGUUAUUGUCAGGGCACUGGGAUGGUGGUUGCAAGUCUUCUACUCUUCAUGGAAGAGGAGGACGCUUUCUGGAUGAUGAGUGCUUUAAUCGAGGACCUUGUUCCUGCCUCAUACUUCAGCACCACUUUGCUUGGAGUACAAACUGAUCAAAGGGUCCUUCGUCAGCUCAUUGUGCAGUACCUUCCUAGCCUGGAUAAACUUCUACAGGAACAUGAUAUUGAAUUGUCCCUAAUCACACUCCACUGGUUCCUGACUGCCUUUGCCAGCGUUGUCCAUAUUAAACUUCUGCUACGCAUCUGGGACUUGUUCUUUUACAACGGCUCCGUGGUUUUGUUUCAGAUCACCUUGGGAAUGCUGAAGAUGAAGGAGGAGGAGUUGGUUCAAUCGGAAAACUCUGCUUCUAUUUUCAACACACUCUCAGACCUGCCUUGCCAGCUGGAUGAUCCUAAUCAGCUGCUGGGAGAAGCAAUGCGAGUAGCAGGAUCUCUAAAUGAGACGAUUAUAGAAACACAAAGGCGCAAACACCUUGCCUACAUCAUUGCUGAGCAGGCGCAAUUGACCAAUCAUCAAACAGCUGGUAACCAAACUGCCAAUCUAUCUAAGAUUGUGCGGAGACAGAGUCAGCGUCGAAGAUCCACCAUCAGUUCCCUGUUGUUUGGGGAUGAAGACGCAGAGGCACUGAAGGCAAAGAACAUUAAGCAAACUGAGCUGGUGGCGGACCUCCGGGAGAGCAUUGUCCAGGUGGCCAAACAUUUCCACUGCUUGGAUCCUCGCAACUUUACACUGGAGCUAACGCCAGAUUACUCAAUGGAAAGCCACCAGAAGGAUCAUGAUAAUUUUGUUGUGGUCUCGCGGAAUCGCCGGCGGAGAGCCAAGGCAUUGCUGGACUUUGAAAGGCAUGAUGACGAUGAGUUAGGUUUUCGAAAGAAUGAUAUCAUCACGAUUAUCUCGCAAAAAGAUGAGCAUUGCUGGGUUGGAGAACUUAAUGGGCUAAGAGGUUGGUUUCCAGCCAAGUUUGUCGAGGUUUUAGAUGAGCGCAGCAAAGAGUAUUCCAUUGCUGGAGAUGACACAGUAACAGAAGCAAUAAUGGAUCUGGUACGUGGUAGCCUCUGCCCAACUCUGAAGGCUAUCUUUGAGCAUGGCCUCAAGAAACCCUCCAUCCUUGGAGGCCCCUGCCACCCAUGGCUGUUUAUUGAAGAGGCUGCUGGAAGGGAAGUUGAGAGAGAUUUUGAUUCCGUGUAUUCAAGGCUGGUCUUGUGCAAGACGUACAGGCUGGAUGAAGAUGGCAAAGUCUUAACUCCUGAAGAGCUGCUUUACAGAGCUGUGCAGUCAGUAAACAUGACCCACGACGCAGCUCACGCACAGAUGGAUGUCAAGUUCCGCUCGCUAAUCUGCGUUGGUUUGAAUGAGCAGGUGCUACAUUUGUGGCUAGAGGUGCUCUGCUCCAGCUUACCGACCGUGGAGAAGUGGUAUCAGCCCUGGUCCUUUCUGCGCAGUCCUGGUUGGGUGCAGAUAAAAUGUGAGCUAAGAGUGCUGUCAAAAUUUGCCUUCAGCCUUUCCCAAGACUAUGAACUUCCGGCGAAGAGAGAGAGCUCGCCCAUUAUGAAAUCGGGAGUGGUGGACAUGUUGAUAAAGCAUCAUCUCUUUAGCUGGGACCUUUAGGAGAAGGAACGAAGACCACUGAAGGAGGGCGUGCAGGACAUGCUUGUCAAACAUCAUUUGUUUAGCUGGGAUAUUGACGGUUGAUGGAAGUUGAGGAAAAGCCAAAAUUAGUUGCCCAUUGUCAUUUUGUUUCCCCCCAUUUCUCUCGUUAUUAAAAAUUACACAAGAACACAACACUCCAGAUGGCCCUAGUCCAUAAUUGCCACUGCUUUGGAUUUCUUUUAAGAAGGUGACUGCCAGGUUAUUUAGUCCUAUCCUAUCCAGCGUUUGUCCAUUAGUAGCCCACUUUAGAGGACACAGUUAUUUUUAUAAGGCAACAAAAGCUUUGUGAGCUAUUAAGAGUUUACAGAAAGAGCAGUGGACGGAGAGAGGCCACAUCUACCUAAUCUCACACACACACACAUACACCCCACCACAUCACUUUGUUUUUACGCUAACUUCAGAUUUGGCUUUUCUGCGGAUGGACUGCUGUCCUUUCAAGAGCAAUGUAUGCCAACUCCUACCACGGCUGAUGGCACAGACACUGCAGUUAUUGAAGUAAAUGCCUACAUAUGGAGACGUGCACUUGGUGGUGGAGGAGAAGUGGGAAUGGAAUGGGGGGGGGACUCCCCAUCAGUGGACAAUCCAGUGGAACAGCUCUGAGAGACUGAAAGUAGACUCAAUAAGGCCAUACAGGCAUGGGGGGGGGGGGGUACUUCAAAAAAAUGAAUGUAUAUUUGACUAAAGUCAAGAAAAUAUUGAUCACAUAUAAUGAAAUUUAUGACGGAAAAUAGCUCUGCUUGUCACUUUAUAUCUUAUCACAAUGUAAAUAAACUAUAUCUCUACAACA
This is a messenger RNA of Erpetoichthys calabaricus (reedfish), 3464 nucleotides long. It is a transcript of the gene sgsm3, whose product is annotated as small G protein signaling modulator 3. Gene Ontology annotation, molecular function: protein binding. Bases 380 to 2635 code for a protein of 751 amino acids. The record is from RefSeq and is a predicted model, not a curated record. Lineage: Eukaryota; Metazoa; Chordata; Cladistia; Polypteriformes; Polypteridae. The transcript is spliced from 22 exons.